CCCCCUCCUUACUGCUCUAUAAAAGGGACCCUACCAGCUUCUGGCUCUCAGCCUGGUGCAGGUGCAGGUGCAGGAAGGAGAGGCCAGAUCUCGGGGCAGAGCACACAGGCCACGGCAGAGGAAGGCUAGCAUGCCACCCAACCUCAAACUCCAGUGCCACUUCGUUCUCAUCUUCCUGGCUGCUCUGAGAGGGAAUGGCAGGUACCUAGAGCUCCAAGAAGCGGCGGACUACGACCCUUUCCUGCUGUUUAGCGCCAACCCGAAGCGGGACGUGGCCGGGGAGCAGCCUUACAGCCGCGCGCUGCGGUGCCUGGACAUGCUGAGCCUGACUGGCCAGUUCACCUUCACCGCGGCGCGGCCGCAGCUGCACUGCGCCGCCUUCUUCAUCGGCGAGCCGGAGGAGCUGCUCUCCAUACACUUCGACCUGGUGUCCAUAGACUGCGCGCGCGGGGACAUCCUGAAGGUAUUUGAUGGCUGGAUCCUCAAGGGAGAGAAAUUCCCCAGUUCCCAGGAUCAUCCUCUCCCCACCACUGAUCGGUACAUGGACUUCUGUGAGAGUGGCUUCAGCCGAAGGAGCAUCAGAUCCUCUCAGAAUGUGGCCAUGAUAUUCUUCCGGGUCCAUGAACCAGGAAAUGGGUUCACAUUAACCAUAAAGACAGAUCCCAACCUUUUUCCUUGCAACGUCAUCUCUCAGACCCCAAAAGGAAGGUUCACCCUGGUGGUUCCUCGCCAGCAUCGGAACUGCAGCUUCUCCAUUAUUUAUCCAGUGGUGAUCAAAAUAUCGGAUCUCACCCUGGGACAUGUGCACAGUCUUCGGUUAAAAAAACCCUCAGCAGGCUGUGGGGGAAAAGGAGACUUCGUGGAGCUGCUGGGAGGUACUGGCCUGGACCCUUCCAAGAUGAUGCCUUUAGCUGAUCUCUGCUACCCCUUUCAAGGCCCUGCCCAGAUGAAAAUUGGCUGUGACAACUCUGUGGUGCGCAUGGUCUCUAGUGGAAAGCACGUCAAUCGUGUGACGUUUGAAUAUCGCCAGCUGGAACCAUAUGAACUGGAGAACCCAACUGGAAACAGCAUCCUGGAAUUCUGCUUGUCUGGUCUUGAAACACCAGCUCCACAACCACCAUGCUGCUAG
This is a messenger RNA of Fukomys damarensis (Damara mole-rat), 1129 nucleotides long. RefSeq names its product corticotropin releasing hormone binding protein (gene Crhbp). Gene Ontology annotation, molecular function: corticotropin-releasing hormone binding. The transcript has 7 exons. Gene Ontology annotation, biological process: hormone-mediated signaling pathway; negative regulation of corticotropin secretion; negative regulation of corticotropin-releasing hormone receptor activity. The coding region runs from base 131 to 1129 and encodes 332 amino acids. The record is from RefSeq and is a predicted model, not a curated record. Lineage: Eukaryota; Metazoa; Chordata; Mammalia; Rodentia; Bathyergidae.